Messenger RNA from Musa acuminata AAA Group (dessert banana), 1738 nucleotides. RefSeq names its product alpha-1,3-arabinosyltransferase XAT3-like. Lineage: Eukaryota; Viridiplantae; Streptophyta; Magnoliopsida; Zingiberales; Musaceae. Gene Ontology annotation, molecular function: glycosyltransferase activity. The record is from RefSeq and is a predicted model, not a curated record. The coding region runs from base 87 to 1622 and encodes 511 amino acids. The transcript has 4 exons.
UAUACACCUCGAUUUCCACUACUCGUGCUUUGGGUUUCCUCCUGGAAGAAGAUGCCAUGGUAGGAAGCUGAGCGCCCACCUACAGGAUGAAGAUGGCGAAGAAGUUCCGGCCGCCGGUGGAGCCUCGCAGCUUCGGAUCCGGAUUGAUCGUCGGAUGCUUUCUGGUGUCGAUGACAUACGUUCUCAUGUCCAAGAAAGACAUAGUAAGUUGCUUGCCAUCAUCGCGUUCGUUGUUGUUGUCGUCCUCGCCGUCGUGGAGCGAUGCAACUCCUUCGAGUUCGAUAGUAAGCAAUAGAAAGAUUCAAUUGUCAGGACACGAGAAGGAAGCAGAAGAGAGUAAUCUCGAAAGAAGUGAAGCUAUCGACAUGCCUGACGAUUCGUCCCCCGCAGCAUCAGCGUCUGAUGUUUUAUCUGAAGAAGAAAGUUCUCCCAGCACUGAUGACAAAUCAGCUGGGAGGAAGCCAAUGUGUGAUGUUUCCGGCUACAGAUUAGACACCUGCGAUAUCGCAGGGGACGUCAGAGUCAUCGGGAAGAAUUCAUCCUCUGUAGUGCUUGUCGUUACCCCUGAUACGAGCAGCACAGACAGGAACGAGUCAUGGCAGAUCAAACCUUAUCCUCGCAAGUACGACUCCUCGGCCAUGGCUAAAGUCCGUCCGCUGAACCUGAAAUCACUGAACGGUGAUCCAGAAGCCCCUCGAUGCAGCAUCAACCACACAGUCCCCGGCAUCCUGUUCUCCACCGGCGGCCACUGCGGAAACUGCUUCCACGACUUCGCCGACGUGCUGAUCCCCCUCUUCCAGACCGCCAUCCCCUUCCGGGGCCGAGUCCAGUUCAUCAUCACCAAUCACCAGCGUUGGUGGAUGAACAAGUAUCGCCCCUACCUGACGAAGCUCUCCUCGUAUGACGCCAUCGACUACGACAACGACGACAGAGUGCACUGCUUCGACCAUGUCAUCGUCGGCCUGAGAGCCGAAAGAGACCUGAUGAUCCAUCCCCCGAACGGCGGCAACUACUCCAUCAUGGACUUCGUGAAGCUCACUAGGAGCGCGUACUCGCUGGAGCGGGACCGGCCGUGGACGCCCGACCAGCAGCCGGGCAACAAGCCGAGGCUGCUGUUCAUAGCGAGGGGCGGGACGAGGAAGUUCAUGAACCUGGACGAGAUCGUGCCCAUGGCGGAGCAGGUGGGCUUCGAGGUGGUGGUGUCGGAGCCGGACUUCUACGACGUGGCCAGGUUCGCGCACAUCGUGAACUCCUGCGACGUGAUGGUGGGCGUGCACGGCGCCGGGCUGACCAACUUUCUCUUCCUCCCCACCGACGCCAUCGUCAUCCAGGUGGUGCCGUUGGGGAAACUGGAUUGGAUCGCCACCAACUUCUACGCAGAGCCCGCCAUGGGGAUGGGGCUGCGGUACUUGGAGUACAACAUCACGGUGGAGGAGAGCACGCUGACGGAACUGUAUCCGAGAGACCACCCGGUGUUCGCGAACCCCGAGUCCAUCCACAAGCAGGGGUGGUUUAAGCUGGGGAACGUGUUCCUUAAGCAGCAGAAUGUAAAGCUUGAUGUGAGCAGAUUUAGGUCCGUCCUGGUGAAGGCGCUCGAGUUGCUGGGCGAGAAGAGGGACUGAGUGUUUUUUGCCCGUGUGUACAUUGAUCCAAUUCGAUUACGGCUUGAUAUUGUGCUGUAACCAAUAUUGUUUUCUCCAGAAGAAGUGAAUAAAUAGCUGCGUUCUUGUCUUGAUUA